Molecule: messenger RNA, 1056 nt
Organism: Ixodes scapularis (black-legged tick)
Lineage: Eukaryota; Metazoa; Arthropoda; Arachnida; Ixodida; Ixodidae
Exons: 1
Coding region: 1-1056 (351 amino acids)
Source: RefSeq, a predicted model, not a curated record
AUGGGGUACUUUGACGUGACACUACAGGUUCCGUCCGACCUGAUGCAUGACUUACUUGAAGGAUCCAUACCUUACGUGCUCACAGAGGUGUUGCGCGGCCUCAUCAGCAGUAACGUGAUCAAGUACUCAGAUCUCGAUAGCAUCACAAUAUUCAGUUUCGGUACACAGGAUAAAAAGAACAAGCCUGUGGCAAUGGGCAAAAGCUUUCUAAAUGGGCAAAGUGCCUACAAGAAUACUGCGUCUCAGAAGUGGUGUCUCUUCAGGUUUUUUUCGCUCAUGUUCGGAGACAUUAUUCCAGUGAAGAAUGAGCACUGGGAAGUGUACCUGCUGCUGAGGAGGGUUGUAGACAUGGCGUUUGCUGACGAGAUUCCACGUGACCACCUUGCGUGUCUGCAAGAUGAAAUUCGGUAUUUCUUGAGUGCCUUUGCCACUCUUUACCCAGGUAAAAUGAUCCCAAAGCUCCAUUUUUUGGUGCAUUAUCCAACGCUAAUUAACGAACUUGGUCCAUUGAAGCAAUAUUGGUGCAUGCGCUACGAAGACAAGCACCAGUAUGUUAAGACGAUAGCUUCACGCAAUCAGAACUUCAAGAACAUAUGCAAGUCAAUUGCAGAACGACACCAGUUGCUACAGAGCUUUCAGCUCUCCAACUUUGAGUUGGACGGUGGUAUUCAGACAACAAAGUCUAGGCCUGCAAAGCAAGAAGACUUUGCCCCAUGUGUGCAUGGAGUCUUUUCAGUUGGUGUGCCUGUGUGGGAAGUUGCUUCUGCCUCUGUGGAACACUCAACAUACAAAGAAAUGGACGUUGUCAUCCUAGAGAAACUUCAGUUCCCCAGUUUUGGACAAAUUGCAAGGCUGUAUGUAUAUUGCGGUAGCCUGUUUUUACUUGUAAAUGUGUUAAGGACUGUGACGUUUAACCGACACCGUUGGUCAUACGUUGUCUGCAAGACAGAAGAGCAGAAACUUGUAAGACCCAUGAACCUCGCAUCACCCCAGGUUAUUGACCUCUAUUUUGAAUCCGAGCUGGUGCUAAGGCCUGAAAUAAUGAUUGCUGAGUGA